GAAUUUCGGUAGUUCAGAUGUAAAAAACGCAGACUGAACAAUUUUUUGUAUUUAAAAUUAGAAUUUCCUGAGAUAAAGUCACAAAAAACUAUGAAUCCGACACGAUUUUUGCUUAGUUUAAUAGUUAACUUGUGUAUAUUUGCUGUGAUAGUGCAAGCGGGGCGUGAUUUUUACAAAAUUCUGGGAGUAUCGCGGUCCGCAACGACAAACGAAGUGAAAAAAGCCUACAGAAAACUCGCCAAAGAGCUGCAUCCCGACAAAAAUGCUGACGAUCCAAAGGCUUCGGAGAAGUUCCAAGACUUGGGAGCAGCCUACGAGGUGCUUUCCGAUCCCGACAAACGCAAAAAGUACGACCAAUGCGGCGAGGAAUGUGUUAAAAAGGAAGGCAUGAUGGACGGAUUUGACCCGUUCGCGUCAUUUUUCGGGGAUUUUGGAGGCUUUGGCUUCGGCGGCAACGAUCAUCAUCAACAUGAAACGCCACGCGGUGGCAACAUCGUCAUGGAUCUCGAUGUCACGCUCGAGGAAUUAUAUUCCGGGAAUUUUGUUCAAGUGACACGGAACAAACCAGUGAUGAAACCCGCUAAAGGGACACGUAAGUGCAAUUGUCGUCAAGAGAUGGUAACGCGAAAUUUGGGUCCAGGGCGUUUCCAAAUGACACAAGAAACGGUCUGUGAAGAGUGUCCCAAUGUCAAACUCGUGAACGAGGAGCGCGUUUUGGAGAUCGAAGUUGAAGCUGGUAUGAAAAACGGACAAGAAAUUCGCUUUGUUGCCGAAGGAGAACCUCAUAUCGACGGCGAACCGGGCGAUUUAGUGUUUAAAGUGAAAACAGCGCCGCAUCCCGUGUUCGAGAGACGUGGCGAUGAUUUGUACACAAAUGUGACGAUAACGUUACAAGACGCCCUGAUUGGAUUUUCGCUUGAUAUCAAACAUUUAGAUGGACAUACAGUUACCGUGAAACGCGAUAGUGUCACAUGGCCCGGCGCAAAACUCCGGAAAAAGGGCGAAGGCAUGCCCAACUUUGACAACAACAAUUUAUUCGGUGUGCUUGUUAUCACAUUCGACAUUGAAUUCCCCAAACAAGACUUUACGGAGGAACAAAAGGAACAAAUUCGACAGAUUCUCGCACAAACAUCCAACAACAAAGUGUAUAACGGAUUUCUUAGCCAGUAGUUUAGUGCAAAAAAAAAAAAUAUUUAUUAAAAAAUUUUUCCCACUCAUCGUGACAUAAAUACACAAACUCAAACCAAAUAGGAUUUUUUUUUGUAUUUUUUUUAAUUACUUGUCAUCCAUUUUCCUGCCAUAAUUAAGGUCAUUUAUGUCGUCAUUAAGUUUCUGUAAAUUUAUAAAUAUUUCUGAAGUGUACAUAUUUUUAAAUGAAUCUUUCUUCCUUUUUUCCCUCUUUAUAUGUCUUUACUAAUGAAAAUAGGCAUUUCCAUUCUCAUACCGUAAAUUCAGUCUUCACAAGCAUUUAUCAAAUAUAAUUUAUAUC
Culicoides brevitarsis is the source of this 1489-nucleotide messenger RNA. It is a transcript of the gene shv, whose product is annotated as dnaJ homolog shv. The coding region runs from base 91 to 1170 and encodes 359 amino acids. Gene Ontology annotation, biological process: protein maturation; protein folding. Gene Ontology annotation, cellular component: endoplasmic reticulum. Gene Ontology annotation, molecular function: misfolded protein binding. NCBI's taxonomy places the organism in Eukaryota, Metazoa, Arthropoda, Insecta, Diptera, Ceratopogonidae. The record is from RefSeq and is a predicted model, not a curated record. The transcript has a single exon.